This is a messenger RNA of Lodderomyces beijingensis, 2745 nucleotides long. The record is from the annotation of a GenBank genome assembly. Lineage: Eukaryota; Fungi; Ascomycota; Pichiomycetes; Serinales; Debaryomycetaceae.
AUGAAAACUACUCCGCAACAGCUUCACCCGCAACAGUCCCAGCCAGCGCGUUUCAACGGCAAUGGCAGCAACACACGCAAGGGCCAUGCUCGUGAAAAUUCUCGUCCAUUGAGCAGCAGCGACGGGAAUAACCCCGUUGAUGGCCCCGUCGGAACGAGUGCCACGUCGGCAGCCGGCAAGACGCAGCAGCAUUCGUCGCAGCUGGGCCACGCUAAUGAAGUCAACAGCAGUAGCAGCAGCAGCGGCGUCGGUGGUGGUUUUGGUGGUGGUGGCUUCCCAGCUGAAGAACUCGGCAACAAUAGACUCAUUUACUUGAUUUCUAAAGCCGUGGGCAAAAUAUGCAUCAUUACAACCACUGAUGGAUCUCGUUACAAAGGUUUGUUGUUGGCGACUGAUUUGUCGAGAAAUCCAGCGUCGUUAUCGGUUGUUAUCCAAAAGCCGCAAUUGGUCACCAAGGGGUUGAUUGACGAAAAGAAUAAUUUGGACGACAAGGCUUUGCCUCAAACGCUUAUUGUCCAGGCUAAGGACUUGAUAGAUUUCGAAAUUGAUUUAGACAUCAAUGAGCCGGUAAAGAGUUAUCCCAAGGAAAAAAUUGCCACGCCCAAGGCUCCGGCUGCUGCUGCCGUUGAUGUUGUUUCCGAUCAACCCAGUUCAAAAGAAACGGUGAAAGCUGAACCUACCCCUGGAACUACACCAGCACCACAAACUUUAAAAUCUGCAGAGGUGCCUGCUCAAGCGGAGAAAGCAGCAGCACCAGCUGGUGCAGUAGCUGCGCCCCCAGCUGCAAACGCCACCCCUUCAAAUGCUACACCAGUAGCAACAGCAACAGCAACUAGAACUACCUCACCAAGUAAAAGCGAAUUCAAAACAGACUCCGACAUUAGCUCUGACCAAAGAGGCAAGACUUUCCAAGAACGUGAAUUGGUUAGAUGGCAACCCGAGGCAAACAACUUGCAAGGGUUGACCUUGGAAGAAGACCACGCAACUUCAGGCAACGGCAAAGUCCAAUGGGAUCAAUUCAAAGCCAACCAAGAGAGAUUUGGCGUUGAAAGUACUUAUGACGAACAUUUGUAUACUACCAGGAUCGAUAAAUCUGCUGCUGACUACAAGCAACGAGUCUUGAUGGCUGAUAAAUUGGCAAGAGAAAUCGAGGGAAGUGCCACUACCGACCGCCACAUUUUGGAAGAGCGAGGCUUCCUUGUCGACGAUAGCGGCAUGGACGAAGAAGACAAAUAUUCCGGUGUCGACAGAAGAGGCGAUGAGUUGAUGGCUGCGUUGAAGAUGAGUACCACCAAGUCUCCACCAAAACCCAUGGCAUCUCACCAUGAAACAAAGUCUGUCUUGGAUGAAAACAAGUACGUUACCCCAAGACAAAGAGCAGCCAACUACCAUAACGACCCAGCAAUCAUUUCAAGUUCUGCCGUCAAGAAGAAACCGACUCCUUCAUCCAUCCCUGCCAAACCCACCAUUCCUAGCGAGUCGUUCAGAUUGACAGCACAAAGUGAAAUCAAUGCUCUUCGCGAAUUUAGUGCCAAUUUCAAGAUUCCUCACAAAAUCCCGCAAGAUUUAUUGCCCAUCUUGGCCAAGGACAAGUUGAAGCAAAGCGAGAUCUUGAAGAAGCAGCAGCAGGAGCAAGCACAAGCACAAGCACAAGCACAAGUACAAGCACAAGCUCAGUCGGAGCCGCAUUCGCAACAACAAUCUGCUGCUCAAAGUGUUCAACCCACACCACAACCAACACCUCAGCCACCUUCUUCUCAAAACCAUACUCCACCCGUGCCACCCGUGCCACAGACACCACAACAAGCACCACAACUAGCACCCUCACAACAGCAGGCCAAGCCAGCAGUCCCACCAACAGCCCCGGCAGCAGCGCAACCAACAGCGCAACCAGCAGUAAAGAAAUCGGGCAGCAAAUUCAAACUCAAUCCAAGUGCAGCUUCAUUCACCCCAACUUUCAAACCCAGCACUUUAGCAUCUCCAUCAAAAUCUUCCGCUACCCAUAUCUCACAAUAUCAAUCACCCCACAUCCCCAAUAGUCGAACUUACUCUGCCAACGGCAGUAUAAGCUCGCAGGGCUCAGCCAAUAAGAGAUACCCGCACCAAAUCACAGCACAGGACUUCUUUGGCGUAGGUAAGGUCCCCACUGACGAAUCACAAGCUCAAAAGACGAGAGAUUUCCAAAGCAAAUUCAACUUGUUCAACUAUACCAAGCAAAAAGCUCUCGAAUCAGGCUCGGAAACACCAGUAAUCUUUGAAAAAUCAUAUCAAACGCCACCAACAUGGGAUUCAACAACUGAAGAAUCAUACCUGACCAUCUACCCCAAAUCGUCAUCUGCUUCUGCUACUACAAGUGCAAUCUACGGCGCGCGUACACCAUUGCAAAUGUCAGCAUCCUACAUGCCGAGCCCCAUAAUGGCCCAACCACAGCCACCAAUGAUGCAAGGCGCCCCCAUGGCUGCAGCACCAAUACCAUACAACUUCCAAGUACCUCCACAAUUCCACCAAUUCCAACAUCACCAUCAUCAACAACAGCCUCAUUUCCCACAACAAGUUGCUGCGACUCCAAUGUGGUUUAUACCGCCGCCCCAAGGCUUUAACAUUAUCAAUAACCCCUAUCAGACUGGAGGAGCCGGCGUUGGAGGAGCCGGUGCUGGAGGCGCGGGAGGCGCAGGUGUUGGAGGAGGAGGAGGAGGAGGAGGAGCUGGUGGUGGACAUGGUCAACAGACGCGGAGGUAUAAAUAA